AUGUCUACGUUUGAUGAGCAUGUUGAUCUGAACGGAGUGGGUGUUUCCUAUUCCUUUCUCAAAGGCAUCAACCUUGUUCGUCCGCCACCUACGAUUGUAAUCACAUCGAAGGAUCUUAACGUUAUGGGCAACAUGGAGCGCCAGUAUUGGGAAAUUAAGAUGAAGCAUUUCAAUAUUAUUAUAUUCUUUAAAAAGGGUAAAUUUUAUGAAUUGUAUGAUAAUGAUGCGGUUGUGGCGUCUCGUGAGUUUGGCCUCAAGCUUGUUGUCGAUACCAGCAGCCGUGGUAAAAUGCGCCUGGCCGGUGUUCCGGAGCAGAGUUUUAGUGAAUGGGCUCGUCUUUUUGUGUGUCGCGGAUACAAGGUCGGGCGUGUGGAGCAGCUACAUGAGGACAAUGUCGGGGUUUCGGGUGUGUCAUGCAAGGCGAAGGUUAUACGUCGUGAGCUGGUGGAGAUACUCACGCCAGGGACAGUCACAGAUUUUGCCAUGCUAUCUGGGCAUAAGGCUAUUUUUGUUUUAGCAGUGUCUCCUGCACUCUAUCACUUGGGUGUCAUUGAUUGUUUUGCUGUGGAUAUAUCGAGACGUGUUGUGCAUUGGUGCCCUUGCGGAAACGCCGAUGGAAUUCAAGCGCUGCGUGAUGGUGGAGGGUUAAGUGGCUCUUACCAAUGGGGGAAAGUUUCUGAUAAGGUGUCUCAAAUGGAGCGUGAGCAUCAGGAGCGUUUGUGGACAGAGGAAGCUCUUCAGACUUUAUUAGCCCUUCUUCAACAACUUGACCCCCAGGAGGUGAUUAUUCCUGGGGAGGCCUCUGACAUUGGGGAAUACUCUGCAGUAAGUCAUCUAAAUUCGCUUUCAGACUUUUUGUUGACGUGGAUAGAGAGCGAGGACUACCCUGUGGAGCGCAUCUCUGUGUCUGCGUCCCUGCCACCUGAGAGGGCGUGCCUUGGAGUUAACUCGCCUGCGCGAAUGCUUAUGGAAGCUUACUUUCGGUUACUUAGGAAAGAACAAGAACAAUCAUUCCUAGAUGAGGCACAACUGUACACGGCCCAUCUCUCAACUCUUAGGAAUAUCGAAGUUGGGACUGAUGUCACAGACGGAGAGCGCUGUGGCAGGGUUUCGUCUGAUACUUUUGGGCGGGAGUCUAACUUGCUGUCCUGGGAGCGUAGAUAUGAUCACGGCCUUGUACUAGACGCGUGUACAGUUCGAAAUCUCGAGAUCGUGGCAAACCUGCAGGAUGGCAGUGAAACACACUCUCUGUACCAAACACUUAACUACUGUCUCACCAGCGGUGGGAAACGACUUUUUCGGACAUGGGUGCUUCGACCGGCUUCGGAUGCUACAGUUAUCCGGAAACGACAGGAAGUGGUUCGCUUUUUAGUAGAGGAUGGACUGUACAAGGAGGUUUGGUUAAAUCACUUUACGGUGUCUGUGACUACUCCUCCAAUUUCUCAAUUGAGUCCUUUUACUUCGGAAAAAAUGUCUUCAUGGGUUUCCCAGCGCGAUUUAGUUUCUCCAAACACUUCACCAGGUGGUUCAGAAUUGUCUUUGCCAGCGUACAAGCGGGCGCGCUCAGACCUCGCGAGCAGCUACUCGCAUUUCGUCAAUGUCGAUUUUGAGCGUAAUCUUUCGCGCCUUGCAGAAAUGAAGAUUGAUCAAGAGCUUAGCGUUUCAUACGUCGACCCUCUAGUGCAUUAUCGCAAAAAUCUUACUAUUAUUGCAACUACUGUGAGAGCUUUUAGGGAGCUGAUGGACUGGUGCCACUAUUUCGACUCAGUUUGUCGAAAGCAGCGUCCCACUGAGAAGAUUCCGAGUUUGCUUAGUGAGCUGCUCCAAAAGAUUCAGGCAGCUACGUUGACUGUGUCUGCGAUUGAAGGACUCUUCGAUCAACAGUCAGUGAAGGAAGCCGGCAUGUUGAUUCCGUCCAGAGGCACCUCAGCCGAGUACGACAUGGCUGUCGAUAGACUUACAUCAAUAGAAGCCAAGCUUCACGAUGUACGGUUAAAAGCACAGCAAGAGCUCUUCUCAAACGCCAUGGUUACUUUCACUAGCUUGGGAAAGGACCAGUUUCUGCUGGAGGUGGCUUCUGCAGAUACCCCAAAGUUGACACCACGCGGCUUGGUGGAGCGUGCACGUGGCGCCAAAAGUGUUAAGUAUUCCAUGGAAGCGUUGGAACCAUUAGUGGAGAUGCACAGAGAAGCGACAGUAUCGAAAUCCGCAGCACUGUAUGCUGUUCUGCGGCGCGUGGCUGCACAAGUUUGCGAGCAUUUUCCUACUCUUUACAAUGCCUCCAGCGCGCUCUCGUACUUUGACUGCCUCAUGAGUCUUGCUAAUCUAUGGAACUGUUAUCCGAGGAUGUGCUUCCCGCAGCUCGUUACUCCCGAUUGCCGCAAUGGGAUAGACAGCCGGCCGAACGUUUCUGGGGACUUUUCUAGAGCGGGGGACCUAGGGCAGCCCACGGUCGGUAGCGCUUUCCUGCGGGCUAGUGAUUUGGUGCACCCGACGUUGGUACCUGAAAACGCUGUGCCCAAUUCUGUCGCACUGGAUGAGGAGGCUGGGCGACUCCUUGUCCUCACAGGCCCUAACAUGGCCGGCAAGAGCACACUAAUGCGCACAAUAGCCGUGAAUGUAAUCUUGGCACAAAUGGGCGGUCUUAUACUGGGCAGUGCCAUGUCGUUCUCACCAAUACACCGAAUCUUUACUCGUAUUGGGGCACGUGACGCGUCGCACAAGGGCCAGAGUACACUUUAUGUCGAGCUUAGUGAAACAUCUGAAAUAUUGCGCCGCGCCAACGGGCAAAGCCUCUGUCUUAUUGAUGAGCUGGGGAGAGGAACCUCUACCCACGAUGGGCUUGCCAUUGCUCACGCCUCGUUACAGGUGCUCAAGGAAGACAUUGACCCACCGCCACUUACGAUCUUUUCCACCCAUUACCAUGCGUUGGCGUUUGAGCAGGAGCGCUGCGGCUGCACGGUGAGUUUACCGUCUCGCAACCAAGGUCUCAGCACUUUUUCUUGCAGUGUUGGAAGUCCUGACAAGAUUAAAAAUGUUCAACUGGGAUACAUGGACUUUGCAUUUAGUAAUAUUAGUAGCAACAUCUUGAAACAAACUUCCUCACUAGAAUCAUCGUGUGAGAGUAACAAACACCACGACGGGAGUGCGGACAGUUGUCAUACCUUGUUAGCUCCUACGUUUCUCUAUCGCCUAGUGUCGGGUAUAUGUUCGAGGAGCUACGGUGUUGAGGUGGCUGUGAUGGCGGGAGUAGCGCCCCACAUAGUGCAUUUGGCCAAAUGUAAGUCUGAGGAGCUUGCACGUUUUACUGCUCUCCAUGAGGACAUAGAUAGAAUACGGAGUUUUUUAAACCAACAAGAUAUACCAGGACCCAAGUGCGCCGGACAUGAUUCUCAUAACAGCGACUCUAAGCAACUUCGUGAUUAA
Messenger RNA from Phytomonas sp. Hart1, 3426 nucleotides. The record is from the annotation of a GenBank genome assembly. Lineage: Eukaryota; Euglenozoa; Kinetoplastea; Trypanosomatida; Trypanosomatidae.